This is a messenger RNA of Tarenaya hassleriana, 1156 nucleotides long. Its product is annotated as vesicle-associated membrane protein 721-like. Gene Ontology annotation, cellular component: membrane. The transcript is spliced from 5 exons. Bases 220 to 882 code for a protein of 220 amino acids. Gene Ontology annotation, biological process: vesicle-mediated transport. The record is from RefSeq and is a predicted model, not a curated record. Lineage: Eukaryota; Viridiplantae; Streptophyta; Magnoliopsida; Brassicales; Cleomaceae.
CCCAAUUACGCAAACCUUUGCUGUACCUCGAAGCCUUUUUCUUCGAUCGCCGCGGUUGCUCCCUCUCUCUCUCCAUUUAGUCCUCGCCUCGUUCGUGUGAAUCCAGAUCUGCGGCUCCGUGCCCAAGAAAAAUAUCUCUGGUUGGUCGAUUAUUCGAUCGAUCAAUCAGUCUGAUUCGAUUUCGGCGUUAGGGUUUUCGUCGGGGUUGAAGCGAAGAAAAUGGCACAGCAAUCGUUGAUCUACAGCUUCGUCGCUCGCGGAACGGUGAUCCUCGCGGAAUACACGGAGUUCAAAGGUAAUUUCACCUCCAUCGCUGCGCAGUGUCUCCAGAAGCUUCCAUCGUCGAACAACAAGUUCACCUACAACUGCGACGGCCACACCUUCAAUUACCUUGUCGAUAAUGGAUUCACCUAUUGUGUUGUUGCAGCCGACUCUGUUGGGAGGCAGAUUCCGAUGGCCUUUUUGGAACGAGUUAAGGAAGAUUUUAACAAGAGAUAUGGUGGAGGGAAGGCUGCAACUGCUCAAGCAAACAGCUUGAAUAAAGAGUUUGGCUCUAAACUGAAAGAGCACAUGCAGUAUUGCAUGGAUCAUCCUGAAGAGAUCAGCAAGCUUGCAAAGGUUAAGGCUCAAGUGUCUGAAGUUAAGGGCGUAAUGAUGGAAAACAUUGAGAAGGUUCUGGAUCGUGGCGAGAAAAUCGAGCUUUUGGUGGACAAAACUGAGAAUCUUCGCUCACAGGCGCAAGAUUUCAGAACACAAGGAACUAAGAUGAGGAGAAAGAUGUGGCUUCAGAACAUGAAGAUAAAACUCAUAGUCCUCGGCAUCAUCAUCGCUUUGAUUCUCAUAAUCGUGCUGUCGGUUUGCCAUGGCUUCAAGUGUACUUAAUCCGAAACUUCCUCGGGUUAUUACGGUUCUUCACUUCCAACUUGACCGGGGGGGACCUUCUCGGUAAAUCAUGCUGCUCUUUUUGCGCUAUCCUCAUUUCUUGUUUCUUGCUAGAUUGUACGUCCUGAAUUGGGUUUUGUAUAGGUCAUAUAUAUAUGAAUAUAUGCGUGUACAACAUUUGCUAUAUUUCCGGUAUCCGACUGAUGUUUGAAAGGGAUUGAAAACUUGUGAAUGCUUUUAAAUACUUAGGCUCUGUGUGAGGAGUUCACUUUUA